Hydra vulgaris (swiftwater hydra) is the source of this 1174-nucleotide messenger RNA. Its product is annotated as radial spoke head 14 homolog. Gene Ontology annotation, molecular function: protein binding. NCBI's taxonomy places the organism in Eukaryota, Metazoa, Cnidaria, Hydrozoa, Anthoathecata, Hydridae. The record is from RefSeq and is a predicted model, not a curated record.
AAGUAGUUAUAUAUGAUAUAAAUAUAUAUAAUUUUAUAAAUAAGUUUAUUAUGGUGUUCAAGACUAGUGUGCAGAUAGAUAAAAAAAGAUCAUAAUGGCAACCACUAUAAUUUCUGCUUGCUUGCCUCCGAAUAUAGAUCCUACUAAAGCACAUAUUGCAUUUCAAGAUAGAGCACUUCCAAAACUUAAUGAACAGCUAUGUGGUGAUGAUUUGACAAUAAAGCAGUGUGCAUUGAUGUCAUUGUGUGAUUUAUUACACAAUCCUGAAUACAUUCAACAAGCUAUUACUUGCUCUGUUAUUCCAACUUUAUUGGUAUUAUUAUGCGAUGUUGAUAUCACUGUAAGAAUGAAAACAUCAGAAGCUUUUUUACUCAUAUCUGGGCAUGCUAUUGGUCGCCAAGUUAUAAUUGAACAGAAUGUUAUUAAUCCCUUGUCUUUAUUGUUUAAUGAUGAGUGUUACACUACACGACUGAAUGUUUAUCAUACAAUUGAAAGGUUGGCAUUGGGAGCCCCAGGAACUGAAUCAGUGGUUGGGUGUGGUUUAAUGCCACUGUUAAUUGCUAAUCUAGAAACAGAUACAGACGAAAUAAAGGUAAUUAUUCUCCUUACACUCAAUCAUUGUAUGCGUGUUAACUUUGUCGAAGCUCUUCAUUCAAAUGCGAUGCUUGUUUGCAAGUCAUUGCUUUCGCAUUUCAAUUUUUCCAUCAGAACUUAUGCAGCUAUGGCUAUAAAAGAACUUUCCUUGACUACAGAUGGAAAAAACCAAGCCUGCGAUGAGGGAUGUAUACCAUUAUUAGUCAAGUUGCUUAAGGAUGAAGAGGUUUCAGUUCGGGCCCAAAGCUGUGCUGCCCUAAGUGCGAUUACAAUCACCACACGGGGAAAGCGCGAAACUUUAAAAUUUAAUGUCAUACCUACUGUUCUUCAACUGUUAUUAGAUCUUAAUGUAGAGAUAAGAUUGAAUGCUUUGAAAUUAAUUUCUAAUCUAUCGGAAGCUCCAGAAGGCCGUAAAGAACUAUUGGAAUCUGUAGACUACGUUUCUAGUCUGAAGAGUGACUACGACAGCGCCGCAGUUAGAAAAGCCGCACAGAUAGCUGAAAAAAUGAUUCUUUGGAAGCCCUGACUUAUUUAUCUGUAGUUUGUUUGUAUUGUACAUAAUUAAAAAAGUUUUAAUAUA